Molecule: messenger RNA, 503 nt
Organism: Drosophila persimilis
Lineage: Eukaryota; Metazoa; Arthropoda; Insecta; Diptera; Drosophilidae
Product: protein PET117 homolog, mitochondrial
Exons: 2
Coding region: 65-424 (119 amino acids)
Biological process (GO): mitochondrial respiratory chain complex IV assembly
Cellular component (GO): mitochondrion
Source: RefSeq, a predicted model, not a curated record
UUCAAACUUUUAACAAACAAACAAAAUUAGAAUUGUGGGCUUUACAAGAAAAAUAAUUGUAAAAAUGUCGCUGACCUCAAGGGUUACCCUGGGCGUGGCGGUGACCGUUUCCAGCGCCAUAAUAGGUUAUGUGCAUUAUAAACAAUCCGAAGACCGUCUCAAACUUCACGAGGGUGUUAUACGCGAUGUGGAGCAGCAGCAGAGGCGUAAACAUGAAAACAGAUAUACGCUGCAGCAACAAAUUGAUAUGACAAAGCAACUGAAGGCACUGGAGGCUUCUUCGGCGUCACCAGAGCCGCAGGCACAGUCGUCUCCGGCAGAAUCGCAGCCGGCGCAGGUGGAGAAACAGCCCAAGAGUCCUGCAUCAAAUCUUAAAGCUCAUCCCGCCGCUCAGGAAGCGCCACCCAGCCAGCCCACAGAUUGAGUUAAAAAUUCUAUAUAGUCCAAAAUUUUGCAUACGAUUAAGUACAUACAGUGCAGUAAGAGAAACGGAAUACACACCA